Messenger RNA from Schistosoma turkestanicum, 1011 nucleotides. The record is from the annotation of a GenBank genome assembly. NCBI's taxonomy places the organism in Eukaryota, Metazoa, Platyhelminthes, Trematoda, Strigeidida, Schistosomatidae.
AUGUCGGAACAGUCUGUAAAACAUCGGUUUCUUACUCUUCCUCCUGGGCAAAAGCUGAAGUUAGAUAGAGUCCCUUCUCCUCAUUGCCACCUAACACCUGUCCCUAACUUAUCUACAAGUGCAAAUUUAGAUAUAAAUAAUACUUCAGUAACUGUUACAGGUGAUGAUUUCGAGGAUACAUGUAUUCUUGGUGAAGGAUUUUUUGGACGAGUUUUCAAAAUGCGUUUAAAAUCAACAAAAGAAUCAUUUGCAGUUAAAAAGAUACCAUUUUGCAAUUUGGAUCCACGUAAUCCAGAUAUGAUAGCGGAUUUAGAAAUAGGAAAACUUGAUCCACACCCAUUUUUAUUGCGAUCUUAUUGUGCUUUCAUUUAUGUAGAUUCUGUUUGGAUUUUACUAGAACUCAUGGAUAUCUCAUUAGAUGUACUUUUAAAUAAGGUAAAAGCACUUGAUGAUUACAUCCCAGAAAAUGUAUUAAAGCAUAUAACAUUUUCAAUCGUUUCAGCAUUGUAUCAUUUACGAUACGAUCUGAAUAUGAUUCAUCGUGAUAUAAAACCAGCUAACAUGUUGGCUAACAGAAACGGUCAAAUAAAAUUAGGAGACUUUAGUACUGCCGUCACACUUUCCAACUGUGAAACUUUAACAGAUGUUGGGUCGUGGCGUUACCUUGCUCCAGAACGUGUAAGCUGUGGUCCCAUAAAAAGUUACGGAGUUAAAUCUGAUGUUUGGUCUUUAGGCUUAAGCAUUUAUGAACUAGCAACUGGUACAAAUCCAUAUGAACCACCUAGAGAUCCUGUAGAUGCAUUCAAUCAGAUUGUAAAUCGUGAUCCCCCAAGUCUUUCAAGUGAUCUUCCAUAUUCCAAUCAUUUUCGAGAAUUUUUGAAUAUGUGCCUUAUUAAAGAAGUUGGUGAACGUGCAGACUACAAUGAUUUACUGGUGUCAAAUUUCAUUCGAUCAAUUGAUAUCAAUUCUUAUAUGAUUAAAACGGCACAAUUCUUAGCGAAAUAUAUCUAA